AUGAAGCUUUCAACCGUCUUACUUGCUCUUUGUGCAGGUUGUAGUCUAUGUAUGUUCAUCCCUGGCUUCGACGGGAUAGUUCAUUUUACUGAAAGCAAUGAAGAUUUCCGCAAUGCAAAGGGCCAGAAAGGUUUAGGUCAACAGGAGACUGGGAACUUUCAUUUACAGGAACAAAAGGUCAUCCAAAAGGCAGAGUCGCUUCCUUAUCGAUAUAUUAUAGCCUUCCGUGAAGAUGGUUCCUUGCAGUGCAUUGAAUCGCACAAACGAAUGAUCCAGGAGAUGCAGAAGGAGUCUGUAAGUAAGCUUGCAAAAGACGAUGCCUUUUUAGUGACAAUUUCAACUUCAGCACCCUCUCAUUUGCAAUUUGGAGGUAUUGAUAGCUUUUUUGAUAUAAACGGUCUAUUUCGAGGUUAUACUGGCUAUUUCACCGAAGAAGUCAUUAAGAGAGUUCUCCAAGAUCCAAUUAUUAAAUUUAUCGAACAAGAAAGCACGGUGAAAGCUUCAAAUUCAUCAUCUCAAGAGGAAGCUCCUUGGGGAUUGCAUAGGAUUUCUCACAGAGAAAAAGCAAAAUACGGUCAAGAUUUGGAGUAUUUAUAUGACGAUGCUGCAGGAAGAGGAGUCAAAUCUUAUGUCCUCGAUACAGGGAUUGACAUCGACCACGAAGAUUUCGAGGGGCGUGCUGUAUGGGGAGCCGUUAUACCUGAUAACGAUGAGGCUUCUGAUUUGAACGGCCAUGGGACACAUUGUGCUGGGAUCAUUGGUUCCAGGCAUUUUGGCGUGACUAAGAAUACGAAUCUUGUAGCAGUAAAAGUUCUCCGUUCGAAUGGAGAAGGGACGGUGUCAGACGUUAUCAAGGGUAUCGAAUUUGUUGUUCAGGACCACAUAGAUUCAUCAAAGAAAGGAGGCCCCAAGUUCAAAGGAUCUACUGCUAACCUAUCCUUGGGAAGUAGUAAAUCACCUGCAAUGGAAAUGGCUGUGGACGCAGCCGUAGAAAGUGGUGUUCAUUUCGCUAUCGCAGCGGGGAACGAAGAUGAAGAUGCCUGUUUGAGCUCACCAGCCGGUGCUGAAAAAAGCAUUACCGUUGGAGCUUCAACAUUCAGUGAUGAUAGAGCAUUUUUUUCGGAUUGGGGUACGUGUGUUGAUGUGUUUGCUCCGGGUGUAAAUAUUUUAUCUACCUAUAUUGGCUCGAGAAAUGCAAGUUUGAGUUUAUCAGGCACCUCAAUGGCUGCACCUCACGUUGCUGGUAUUUUGAGUUACUUUCUUUCAUUACAACCUAGCUCAGAUAGUGAUUUUUUCGAUGGCACUGUUUCACCUCAACAAUUGAAGGAGAAAAUAAUAAAUUUUAGUACGCAGGGUGUUUUGGGUGAUGUCGGUGAAGAGACGCCUAAUAGAUUAAUAUACAAUGGAGGGGGCAAGAAAUUGGAUAAUUUUUGGUAG
Molecule: messenger RNA, 1437 nt
Organism: Saccharomyces eubayanus
Lineage: Eukaryota; Fungi; Ascomycota; Saccharomycetes; Saccharomycetales; Saccharomycetaceae
Gene: YSP3
Product: putative subtilisin-like protease YSP3
Exons: 1
Coding region: 1-1437 (478 amino acids)
Biological process (GO): proteolysis
Molecular function (GO): serine-type endopeptidase activity
Source: RefSeq, a predicted model, not a curated record